This is a messenger RNA of Plasmodium gonderi, 789 nucleotides long. RefSeq names its product variable surface protein. The coding region runs from base 1 to 789 and encodes 262 amino acids. Lineage: Eukaryota; Apicomplexa; Aconoidasida; Haemosporida; Plasmodiidae. The record is from RefSeq and is a predicted model, not a curated record. The transcript is spliced from 3 exons.
AUGAAUGAAUCAAUAUAUGAUGUUUUACAUUUAUUCCCCCUGUGUCAAGAAAUUAUACACAAGAAUAUAGUUAAUAUAGACCAUGCAAGUGAUAUAUGGAAACAUGCAUGUAAUAGUAAUGGUGAUAAAAGUAAAAUACAUUAUUUGAAAGAUGAUUACUUAAAAAGUAAAAAUAUAUGUACCAUAGCUAUGUUAUAUUUAGUUGAUAUUCAAUCUAUAAAGGAAGACACAUUAACAGAAGCAGGUUGUAAAUACUUUUAUUAUUGGUUAUCUUAUAAUUUUAAAGAUAUCAAAAGUAUUGAAGAUAUUACAUAUAAUUAUAAAGCUUUCCUUAAAAUAUAUAAUGAGGUAUUAAAAAGUGUUAAUGGCAAUCAUAAGUGCAAUAAAUAUAAUGAUGUCAUUGCAGCAGAAGAUUUUCAUUUACUGAAAGCUAUACAUGAUAUGCACACAAAAUUUAAUAAUAUUAAUUUGUUUGAGGAGGAAUAUUCAAAAAAUAUUAAUUUUUAUAACACAGUAAAGAGCUACGUAGAGCAAUAUAAUUACAGAACUAAAAAUAAAGUUAGUAUAAUCAGUGAAAUUAGAGAACCUUCAGAAUUCCCAUUAGUAAGUAAUUGUCAAUAUAGUAUUGGAAAGUUUACAACCCUUGGAUCAUAUAUUUUUAACGCAAUACUAAGAAAUAGGAAUGAGUGGAAUAAUGUAUAUAAUGAAGUAAAUAUAAUGAAGCCAUAUGAAAUAUCGAGUAGUAUUUCUAGUGAUAAAAGAUAUAAUGUAUUAUAUAACUGUGAUUAA